AUGUUAAGUAUAGUAUUACUAGCGACAUAUACUGCAGAUUUAGCAUCUGAUUUAACAAUAGCAAAAUCAAAAUAUAUUAUUUCGGGGAUCGAUGAUAUCAAAAAUGGAAAAAUUCCAUUUCAUCGUAUUGGCAUUCCUAUUAAUACAGCCGUUGAAGAUUAUUAUUUAACAUCAAUAUCUAGAGGAGUUCGGAAUUUUUAUCCAUUAACAUCUCCACAAGAAUUGUAUGAUAGUCUAUUAGCAGGCUUCAUCGAUGUUUCCUUCAUAGAUGCUAGCACAGGUGAAUAUGUUACGAAUAAUAUCUAUUGUAAUUUAACAUUGAUGGGAGAUGAGUUUGAUCAGGGAGAUUUUAGUAUUGUUACUAGAAAAGAAUGGUUAUAUAUGAAUGAGUUAGAUGUUACUAUUUUGUCCUUGCAAGAAUCAGUUGAACUCGAUGAGUUAAAGCGUAAAUGGUUUCAAAAGAAGACUUGUCCUGAUUUAUCGGAAGCAUCUUCUGAGCUGCAAAUUCUACCAGUGAGCGGAUUAUUUGUGGUUUUUGGAUUUAUUACUAUUCUAUCAUUUUUAUUAUUUAUAUGGCCGAAACGAUCGGCUUUUAAAAGAUAUUUUUUUAUUUUACUAUUUUGA
This is a messenger RNA of Rotaria socialis, 624 nucleotides long. Lineage: Eukaryota; Metazoa; Rotifera; Eurotatoria; Philodinida; Philodinidae. The record is from the annotation of a GenBank genome assembly.